AUGUUACUUGGCACCAAUUUACUUAGAAUAUACGAUAUCUUUCAUCCUUUAGUUCCAUUAUUUUUUCUUUAUUUAAAUUUUGAAGCACUUUUAAUAGAGACGACACAAACAUUGAUAGGAUCAUUGUUUGUGCCGGUAUUUAUUGUGCAAAUACUACGAUUUGUAGUGUUUGUUAACCUAGAUAAGAUCCAUGUAUUAUAUGAAUGUUUUGUAAAUAGAUAUAUAUUUUUGUCAUAUGUGAAGGAUAUAGGAAUUAGUUGCCUAUACUUUGUAUUUUCAUGUAUUUUAGUAGAUAUUUUUAUUAUUUUAUAUGGUGCACCAGUUGUUAGUUGUUUAUUGGAGACAAUAUUGUCAUGUCUUCAUCUGUCAGUUCUUGGAAUAUUACCUAUGAUCUGUGUAUUUGGAGUAGAUAUAGAAAGAUAUAUGGAAUUAGUUUCAUUAGAAUUGGAUCUUAGAGAUUUUCAGAAUUUUAAAUUGAGUAUGGGAUUUUUUGGGACAUUUGUAGGAUCAUGGAUGGGAGCAAUGCCAAUUCUUCUUGAUUGGAACAGAGACUGGCAGAAAUGGCCAAUUCCUGUUGUUUUAGGAGGUUAUUUGGGCUAUGCAUUAAGUAAUUUUAAGAAAGAAGAAGAAUUGAAUUCUUCUUGUAUUUAUUUAAAAAGGUGA
This is a messenger RNA of Pneumocystis carinii B80, 663 nucleotides long. RefSeq lists its product as hypothetical. Gene Ontology annotation, biological process: GPI anchor biosynthetic process. The record is from RefSeq and is a predicted model, not a curated record. Bases 1 to 663 code for a protein of 220 amino acids. Lineage: Eukaryota; Fungi; Ascomycota; Pneumocystomycetes; Pneumocystales; Pneumocystaceae. Gene Ontology annotation, cellular component: endoplasmic reticulum membrane. The transcript is spliced from 3 exons.